UUGCCCCAUCGCAUCCUUCCCGUUUUUUUUUUUUUCAGUAACAUUGCGCAGAGCCACAAUAUUUGUGAUCUUCGUUGUAUGCCUGCUCACCGUUUUCAGUAAAUACUGCGAACAUUACAGUGAUCGUCUACACUUCAGAAAGGCAGUUUACAAUAAACUUAACAUAACACAUAUACAUGCGUGGAUUCCUAACAACAGCAGCGAUAUUUCCCAAGCGUACCGGAAAAGAUGGAUAGGUUUCCCAGAAAUGUAUGGAAGCGACUGUCCAACAGCGUUGAAAACCAAGGUUAACAACAGGAUAUUUCCCUCAGAAGUGAAGCGGACUCAUCCGGUAGAUAUCAUAGCCCAUGCCUCGGACUGUAAAUCUUUCAUCGAGAAGUAUGGCUACAACAGGUAUCCGGCAGCCUCGCAGGAAGAGCUCGACUUCCCCAUUGCUUUCAUCAUUCUCUUCUAUACGGACCUUGAUCAGGUGCUCUUCUUGCUACGUGCCCUUUACUAUCAGCACAACGUCUACUGCCUCAGUGUAGACACCAAGUCCAGCAUUGACACUCUGCAGGCGUUGAUCUCAGUUACAAAGUGCCUUCCCAAUGUGUUUGUGGCCAGCAAACUGGAGCAUGUGGUUUAUGCUGGAUUCUCCAGAUUACAGGCGGACAUAAAUUGUAUGAAGGAUCUACUGAGGCAUCCUGUGCAAUGGAAAUACGCUUUAAAUAUGCCGGGUCAGGAGUUUCCAUUGAGGACAAACUUUGAAAUGGUAAAGAUUAUCCAGAAAUACAACGGUAACAAUGACAUACUGGGAUUUACCGCGCCGCCCGUGAAGAUGUUUUGGUUCACCACUAAAUUUGAGUAUGUUACAGACGACAAAACUGGUAACAAAAUGCUAAUCAGCACUAAAAAGAAACACCAAAUCCCUCCACACAACAUGACUGUGGUGAAAGGUAGCGCCUACGGGACAUUCUCCAGGGCGUUUGUCCAGUUUGUGAUCCACGAUCCAGUAGCCAAAGAUCUGCUGCAGUGGGCACAAGUAAUCUAUAGCCCAGACGAGUUCUACUGGGCCACAUUACAGCACAGCUCUGUGGUUGCUGUUCCUGGUGGUUACACAGGAAAACCGGAACUGAAACCUUGGCUGACAACCUAUGCUUCAUGGAAGUCUAACGGCCCCUGUGCCACAAUCCGCAAGCACCUAAUCUGCAUCCUAACUCCCGAGGAUCUUCCUCAUCUGAUGGAGAGAAACGAAUUGUUUGCCAACAAGUUUUACAUCACACAUCACCCUGCUGCUCUCCAUUGCUUAGACGAACUCUUGUUCAACCUCACUUUCACCAGAUCUACACGCAAUAUGACCUACUACAACAGUCUUCCAUUUGCUUUAAAAGGCAAUUAG
This is a messenger RNA of Candidula unifasciata, 1378 nucleotides long. The record is from the annotation of a GenBank genome assembly. Lineage: Eukaryota; Metazoa; Mollusca; Gastropoda; Stylommatophora; Geomitridae.